ACGAAGCCUUAGUAAGUAAGACAAGAAAUGGCUGUUUCUAACCUGAGUAGGUGUCAGAAAAUACACACAACAAGACAUACUUCUUCACAGGCAGAAAAACACACUCACAUAGGAUACAGACACAGUUUAGAGUUCCCAAUGGUUUUCUGCAAGCAUUUCAGUACAUAAAAUCCAAUACACCAUUCAAAUAUAGAAACUCAAUUCCUUCUUCCCUUACACAUUAAUAAACCACCAUAUAUAACUCCAUACCACAUAUUAUAUACAACACACUUUUUUCGUCUGCGUAUUUUGCGAUAUCGAACAAUGCCUCGUAGUAGUACUCUGCUUUUCAUACUCAUCGCAACAAUCGCAGUCGAAUGCAAUGUCGAAAAACCAACACUACCUAAAUUUCCCGCAAUUCUCGUAUUCGGCGACUCGACGGUCGACACAGGAAACAACAACUACAUACUAACGCCGUUCAAAGGAGACCACCCACCGUACGGUUUAGAUUUCCCGGGCAGUUUUUCGACGGGGAGAUUUUCGAACGGGAAACUCGUACCUGAUAUACUGGCAUCGAUGAUGGGGUUAAAGGAAACUAUACCUCCAUUUCUGGACCCGAAUCUUUCGGACAGGGAAAUUCUUACAGGGGUCAGUUUUGCUUCGGCUGGAUCAGGGUUUGAUGAGUUGACCACGUCUCUGUCUCGUGUGAUUCCCAUGUCGAAGCAGCCACGUUUGUUCGAGCAGUAUGUCAAGAGAGUUGAGGGCGUUGUCGGUCGAGACGAGGCUGGGAGGAUUUUGAGCGGCGCUUUGGUUAUUGUUAGUGCUGGAACGAAUGACUUUAUAUUUAACUAUUACGACGUACCGACACGGAGGAUUCAGUUCGUUACUGUCGGGAUGUAUCAAGACUUCCUGCUAAACAAGCUGCAAAACAUGGUUAAGGAACUGUACAAUCUUGGAUGCCGGAAAAUGGUGGUAUCGGGGCUGCCGCCGAUAGGCUGUCUGCCAAUACAAAUAACGACAAAAUCACCGAUUCUGAGGAGUUGCAGUCGCAAGGAGAACGCGGAUGCACAGUCUUACAAUCACAAGCUCGAAAAGCAGCUGCUUCCACAGUUAGAAGCCGAGCUUCCGCGGAGCAAAAUCGUCUACGUGGAUUCGUACAAUCCUCUCAUGGACAUGAUCAACGACCCACACAAAUAUGGUAAGUUUUUCUCGAAAAUCUGUGUACGUAAUAUAUCAUGUAGAUUUGUGGAAACUAGAAGAGGGUGUUGCGGGACUGGAUUUCUUGAAGCCGGACCUCUCUGCACACAGUUAACUCCCGUGUGUGCAAAUCCAUCGCAGUACUUGUUCUGGGAUAGCAUCCACCCCGGUGAAUCAACUUAUAGAAUCCUUUCCGAGAAACUAUCCGCGUCGCUUCUUACAAAGCUGUCGCUAUUUUGA
Erythranthe guttata (spotted monkey flower) is the source of this 1416-nucleotide messenger RNA. The record is from RefSeq and is a predicted model, not a curated record. NCBI's taxonomy places the organism in Eukaryota, Viridiplantae, Streptophyta, Magnoliopsida, Lamiales, Phrymaceae.